Oreochromis niloticus (Nile tilapia) is the source of this 1263-nucleotide messenger RNA. It is a transcript of the gene mrps9, whose product is annotated as mitochondrial ribosomal protein S9. Gene Ontology annotation, cellular component: mitochondrial small ribosomal subunit; ribosome. NCBI's taxonomy places the organism in Eukaryota, Metazoa, Chordata, Actinopteri, Cichliformes, Cichlidae. The coding region runs from base 58 to 1206 and encodes 382 amino acids. The transcript is spliced from 11 exons. The record is from RefSeq and is a predicted model, not a curated record. Gene Ontology annotation, molecular function: RNA binding; structural constituent of ribosome. Gene Ontology annotation, biological process: translation.
CGCACGUGUUUCUGACGUAGACAACUUCCGCCUCGGACGUCACCGCUGUCAGCAAAGAUGGCGGCGUCCUGUGUGCGGACCGUGGGCUCGUUUCUGGGGAAAUGUACGAAAUGCAGCUCGAGUAUAAAUACAGUAGCCACGCAGGUGCUGCUGAGCAGGCAGGUAUGUGUGAGCUCUGCCCUGUGCAGGAAGAACCUGGCGGCCGCUGGGCCGGAGAAGUUCACCCUGGAGUACAUCCAAAAGCAGGUGGAGGAGUAUGAAAUCGGGAAACGCCACCUGGCCAACAUGAUGGGAGAAGAUUCCGAGAACUUCACCCAGGAGGACAUCGAUAAAAGCAUCGCGUACCUUUUUCCCUCCAGCCUGUUUGAGAAGAGAGCUCGGCCGCUCAUGAAGCAUCCUGAUGAAAUCUUUCCCAAGCAAAGAGCUGUCCAGUGGGGAGCAGACGGGCGGCCCUUUCACUUCCUGUUUUACACCGGCAAGCAGUCCUACUACUCCCUCAUGCAUGAUCUUUAUGGCAAAAUCCUGAAAAUCGAGAAGCACCAAGACCGUCUGAGGGCCAAAGGACUUUUCUCCCAGGAUGCCCAGCUGAUCUCCCUCGGCCCGAGCCGGUGGCUGACAAAGGAGGAGCUGGAGCUGUUACUAGUGGAGACCAUCUCUACUCAUGAUUACGACCGUUUUAUCAAGCUGAUGGAGCGCAUGCUCGCCAUGCCGUACAGCAGCACGGAGGAGGAGUUCGUCCAGCGAUACCGUCGGCAGCUGGAGGCUCAGUCCAUGAAGCAAAUGAUGCCGCCACUGGAGAAGGAUGAAAAUGGCGUGGCCUUUAGCACCGCGGAGGGUCGGAGGAAGACGUCAGACUCAUCGGUGAUCCUGCGGGACUGCGGCUCAGGACACAUUACCAUCAACGGCCAGGACUACCUCCAGUACUUCCCCGUGCUGCAGGACAGAGAGCAGCUGAUGUUCCCGUUGCAGUUCAUGGGCGUGCUGGGCCGCUUCAACUUGGAGUGUACGGUGAGCGGCGGGGGCAGGUCGAGCCAGGCGGGGGCGCUGAGACUCGCCAUUUCCCGUGCGCUGCUCAGCUUCCUGUCUGAGGGAGACGGGGAGGCGAUGAGACAAGCUGGUCUGCUGACCCCUGACCCAAGAGUGAGGGAGAGGAAGAAGCCCGGACAGGAGGGAGCACGACGGAAAUUCACCUGGAAGAAGCGCUGAGGGGCGGAUCAGUUCCACCUGAGCUUGGAUAUAAAACAUUCAAACUGACUUCUGACA